AUGGCAAACUCUCAAAGAAAAUAUAUUUGUUCCUUUUGCGCAAAAUCAUUCUCACGUUCUGAACAUAGAACAAGACAUGAACGAUCUCAUACAGGUUAUAAACCAUUUCAAUGUAAAAUCUGUAAACAUUCCUUUGUUAGAAGAGAUUUAGUUCAAAGACAUAUUAGAACGGUGCAUAGAGUAUUAUUAUUAGCAAGUAAACAAGAUAAUUUCGAUCCUAACGGGAAUAAUUCAACUAAUGAUAUCACACUCAACACAAAUCAUGAAGUAAUAUUAGAAGGUGCUGGUACUAAGAAAGGACAUCGCAAGAAUAAGAACAACAACAAAAAAAGAGAUUUAGAUAAUAAUGAUAGUGAUAAUAGCAAUAGUUCAGAUGAUCAAACUUUAGAUGAACUAGUCCGCCAGAUGAUCCAUGUAAGGGAUUUACCGAAAGAAAAUGAAAGAGAAAAAAUGAAUAACAGUAGUAACAAUAAUAAUAAUAAUAAUGAUAAUAAUAAUAGUAAUAACAAUAGUGGAUCGCGAGGUCAAAUUACUAGUAAUGCUAGCGGAAGUAGUGAAAUGGAUAGUAGUAAUAGCAAUUUGAAUAGCGCACGUCAAUCUUCUUCAUCUAUCUUAAGUGACAUUAACGAUUUAACAAAUGGUAAAAAUACCGGAAUUAAAGGUCAAUUUUCAACAAAAAAUAUCUUAACAGGUAGCUCUAAUAAUAAUAAUAGUAGUACAAAUGGACUCCGAGAAGAAAUUGACAAUUCAGUAUUAAAGGAUUUAUACCUGAAUAAUGUUAAUGAUUCCUUUAAUUCACAUUUAACAACUAACGUUAUUAAUAAAUUCCAUUUGAGUUAUUAUUCUGAUCAAUUACUUAAAAAUUUUAAUUUCGGAAUAACAUCUCUAAGGGAUAAUCAACUAUUUCUAAAUUCUAUUAGAUCAAUUUAUGAGUCUUGUAAUUAUGAUAAUGAUAAAUUUUUCCAGAAGGCAUGGUUUUCAGAAAGAGAUGCAUUUUUACCAAUAUUAGGUAUAUCGAUAUCAUGCCUAGGUAAUUUUACCAAAAAUAACGUCUAUGAUCAGAAUUUAUGGAUAUUAUGUUGGAAUCAAGCAAUGACAAGCUCUACUGAGCUCGGAAAACCCGAUAUUUUAUCAAUCUCAAUAUUGAUGUACAUUCUCUUAAAGACUCCCAAUUGUGAAAAGACUUGUUCAGAUGUAUUUCAAUUUUACCAACAAAGCUUAUUAUACAUGAUCAAUCAAUUGGAUACCUCCCAAAGAAUCGUCGAUUUUAUCGAUAUUAAAUCCUUCGAUAUAUGGAAUAUUUUUGAUGCUUGGGUAUUAUUAACAAAAACAAUUGAUAUAUUUGAUAAUGCCUCAUCAAUUAUCUAUAAGUGGUUCUUAAAACAAAAUAAUCUUUUUGCAGGGUUUCCAGAAUUAACUUUAUUUGAUUUCUUAAACUCUAGAAAUUAUGUCAUAGAAGAAAAUAUGUCUUUAGCUACUUUGAAUAUUUUACCAGACACACUCUAUUGUGAAGCGAAUAAUACUUUGUUUAACACAUCUAGAAAUAUCUUCUCUGUAGGUAGUUUCAAGUCAACAGAAGAAUUGCAUAAUAUAAUCAUCAAGAUUAAUCAGAAAUUUUCAAAUUUGACUAUGAAAAAUAUUAUCUCUGAAACAACAGACAAUGGUGGAGCUAAAAAGAGUAAUGAACAUCUAGUUAACGUUCAUGAUCCAAAUUUCAAUCUUUUAUUCCAAGAUUGGAAAAAGAAUACCUUGUUAUUAGGGGCUCCUACAAAAUUUACUAAUCUUUUAAUCGAUUAUGCCAUCCUGCCACAAUCUAAUAACCACUGGCUACUAUGGGAAUGUACUUGGUUCGAAUUCUUAAAGAGUUUAUCUCCGUCAGAAUUAGUUUACAAGAAAUCAUCAUUUUUAAAAUUACAAAUGUUACAAAAUAUUUACUUGGAUGGAUCAAUGAUUAACAAUAAUUUGGCCUUAUGUACGACUCCUAUAAUUGCAUCGUUAGAAAAUUUUGCGAAGAAUGAAGAUUUAUUCCCAAUAAACGGUAGAUUUGUGUCAUUGAUAGUCGAUAUACUAUCGUUUCAAUUAAAGUUUUUCUCAACCGAACUGGUUUCUUCACAGUUGAAUGGCCCUACUCAUAUCAUGGGAUUCUUGAGUAAUCCAAUGGUGCAAUUGAUUUUAUAUGUUUGGUUUUCAGUCAUUUACAAAAAUAAUAAUGAAUCAAUAAGUGUAUCAAAUGCCGAAUCAGAUUCAGUUAUUUAUUUUGUUGAAAAAUAUAUUAUUAACACAGAUCAAAACAUUGAUACAGAUAGAUUAUUAGAGCAUGAUAUUAAUGAAAUUCUUUUCAAUAACAAAUCAUCAGCCUAUAUUGGGUUCCAUUGUCUAAUCGAUUCUAUUGCUCGUUACAUUAAGGAUGAAAUCAUUAUCAAACGAUUAUUCCCAUUACCAACACUGGACCAAGAAACUAGGUUCAAACUAUUUGAAUUCUUAAAAUUGUUCGAAAACGAAGAGCAGGAAGCUGUCCCUAUGGUCAAGACUCCAAGUUAUUCGCAUAGACCAUCGAUCUCAUCUAUUGGAUCUAAUACAUUUAAUUUACCAACGUCUCCAAUGUCAUGUACACCGACUUCAAACAGAAGAUCAUCCGUAGUUUCAGUUACAGAAGAUGGCCAAAAGUUAUUACUUCCUCCAUUGAAUUUUAUUCCGGGACAAAUGCUGGCUUCACCACCAAACAAAAGGAAUUCCAUCCCAAAUAGUAGUUUCUUGGAGAGUAAUAAUACUUCGAAGGUUCUAUUCGGUACUUAUAAUGAUACCUUUGGUACUGUACCACAGCCAAUCCUACAUAGUGGUAAUCCAAAUACUUUAAAUCAUCUAAAGAAUUACUCAUAUGGUGGAGUAAAUGGGAAAGUAACUGGUAACCUACACGAUUCUACUAGAUUUAACCCACAUACAUUGCUAAAUCCAUAUGAUGAUGAUAACAAACCUCCGAUUAAAUGGUUACAGAAUAGACGUGCCUCCUUACCCUCUUUAUCAGGUGGAAAAAUGUUAAGUGGUCAGAUACUACCAUCAGCGUAUCCAAUUCCUGUCACCAAUACCAGUAUGGGAGAGGGUCAUGCGAUGAGACCCAUUCAACGGUUAAGCAUAUCAAAAGAUAGAUUAAAUAAUGAAAAUCAUAAUAAUCUUUAA
Messenger RNA from Maudiozyma barnettii, 3177 nucleotides. RefSeq lists its product as uncharacterized. The coding region runs from base 1 to 3177 and encodes 1058 amino acids. NCBI's taxonomy places the organism in Eukaryota, Fungi, Ascomycota, Saccharomycetes, Saccharomycetales, Saccharomycetaceae. The record is from RefSeq and is a predicted model, not a curated record. Gene Ontology annotation, molecular function: DNA-binding transcription factor activity, RNA polymerase II-specific; RNA polymerase II cis-regulatory region sequence-specific DNA binding. The transcript has a single exon. Gene Ontology annotation, cellular component: chromatin. Gene Ontology annotation, biological process: regulation of transcription by RNA polymerase II.